Candidula unifasciata is the source of this 1107-nucleotide messenger RNA. The record is from the annotation of a GenBank genome assembly. NCBI's taxonomy places the organism in Eukaryota, Metazoa, Mollusca, Gastropoda, Stylommatophora, Geomitridae.
AUGGAAGACGAUGCUCCGGUUAUUUAUGGUUUGGAAUUUCAGGCCAGGUCACUGUGUGCCCAGGAAGCUGAAGGAGACAGCAUUCACUUUUUAGUUGGGACUCAGUCACUGCGGGCUGAAAAUCAGGUACAUUUUAUCGACUUUGAUGAUGAAAACAACAUUAUCAACAAAACCAUUUUUCUUCACCAAGAGGGAGAGAUUUGGAAUAUCAGCUCUUCAGUAUCGGAUGUUUCACUGUUUUCCACCUGCUUCAGCAAAACCACAGAGACUGAAUCUGAACUGAAGGCAGCAGUCUGGCAGAUACCAGACAAUAGAGAUCCCCCCAGCCCUGUAGGAGAUGAUGGCUCCAGUUCACAUCCACAUCUGAUCCUCAAGUGUUACCUGGAGCCUGAGGUGCGCAGUGAUGUUAAAAGUGUUUUAUGGCAACCAUCUGGUGACAACCACACAGUGAUAGGUUUGUGUGAGGAUAAAAUUGUCUUUUGGGAUCUUAACACAGCCUCCUCAGCCCCAAAGGUGGUCAGUAGUAUAAAUGUGGAAGGAAAGGGCCAGCAUAAAAUGACCAGUGGCAGAUGGAACCCUCACCACAACUGUAAUCAAAUAGCCACAGCCAAUGAUACCUCAGUCCGGGGCUGGGAUCUCCGAACAAUGAGUCAAGUGUAUACGAUCGAGUCAGCCCAUGGCCAGCUGGUCCGUGACCUAGACUUCAACCCUAACAAGCAGUAUUACCUGGUCACAUGUGGAGAUGACUGCCGAGUCAAGUUUUGGGACACUCGAAAGGUGACGGAGCCCCUCAAAGUGCUAUCUGAACAUUCUCAUUGGGUGUGGUCAGUGAGAUACAACACCUUUCAUGACCAGCUAGUGUUGACCUCAAGCAGCGACAGCCGAGUGAUCCUCAACAGUGUGGUCUCCUUGUCCUCUGAGCCGUACGGCCACUUGGUGGAGAAGGAUGAUGGUGAUGACGACAGUCUUCAUGAGAGCAGUCAAGAGUCCCCUAAGAUGGUGUCCUGGUCACUUACGAGGAGCAUGAAGACAGUGUCUAUGCUGUCAGCUGGUCAAGUGCUGACCCUUGGACAUUUGCUUCCCUCAGCUAUGAUGGACGACUGGUGA